Nerophis lumbriciformis (worm pipefish) is the source of this 5765-nucleotide messenger RNA. RefSeq names its product mucin-6 (gene muc5e). Lineage: Eukaryota; Metazoa; Chordata; Actinopteri; Syngnathiformes; Syngnathidae. The record is from RefSeq and is a predicted model, not a curated record. Gene Ontology annotation, molecular function: protein binding. Gene Ontology annotation, cellular component: extracellular matrix.
UCUCUUUGGCAGUAUUGACGCCGCCGUCAACAUGAGCUACCCAUCAUGGACGCUUGCUGUAUGCUGUCUAUCAGCAGUCGUAGUUUUAGGGGCCGGGGAAUUGGUCACGACAACAGAAAUGCAAAAAUUCACUUGCAAGACAUUCGGCAGCGGUGUGGUCCAACCUUUCAACGGCUCCAGUUACUACUUGCGGUCCACCUGCAGGGUCACCCUCAGCCACUUCACGCACAACCGCGUGGACUGCGACAUCAGCGCCCGGCGGGGGGACAACGGGCUGCUGGUUGAAGUGGAGAUCACCAUCAAUAAAGUCCAAACGGUCCUGAUGAAUGGAAGCAUCCUCGUGGAGUCAGAAAGUGUCUCCCUUCCCUACGACCACACUUACCAGCACGUCUUCCAGUACGGCAUCUACACCAGGCUGAGGAGCAUGCUGCUUCCUCUCACGGUCACCUGGCGUGACGUACCUGGAGGAAUAGACACACUUUGGGUGGAGAUGCAGCAGGAGAUGACCGCAGACAUGAGUGGGCUCUGUGGGAAACACAACGUUGCGGGCGAUAAGCAGCAGCUGAUUACGGACGCCGUGCACACUGAAGACACAUGUCAAACCAGAGACAUGGUUGCUGUUUAUAAUGCUAAAUGUAGAGAGCUGAUUUCAUUAGUGUUGGAUUGCCUGAAAACAACAGGUCCUAUUUAUAUUGAACUUUGCGAAGAGAACCUUUACCUUUACGAGGACAGCUCCUAUGUGGGCUGUGCGUUCUUCAAAGAAGUGGUACACCAGUGUGGAAAUGAAAGCCAUGUUUGGAGCAGAUGGAGAGGUGUCACCCAGUGUGAUGAACCCAGUUGUCCAGGAGACCUCAGCUAUGUAGAAGAAGGUCCUGCAUAUGUGCCCAGCUGCUCAAACCCCAAAUCUUCUGACCGAGACCUCACCAACUCUUGUGUCUGCCCAGCUGAUGAGGUGUUAAACGAUCAUGCCGAUAGUUUCCAAUGCAUCAAUGUGUCCAGCUGCCCUUGUGUCUUUGCUGGCCUGAUCUACUCUCCUGGGGACAGACGCAGCACCAAGUGUCAGUCGUGCGUGUGCGAGGAUGGGAAGUGGCAUUGCUCUGACAACAACUGUCCAUCGCAGUGUCUCAUUGAAGGGCCUUACGUGACAACAUAUGAUGGAAAAGAGUACGUGGUGCCUGGUGGAUGUAAAUAUUUGGCUUCUAAGAGCCAAAACUGGUCGCUAACAAUUGAGUUCUCGGAAAAGGGAGCGUUUGUGAAAGCUGUUGUCCUUGAACUUUUCCAGGUAAAGUCCAACACAACAAUAAUUUAUCUCUUUCCGAAGAAAAAAGCCCAUCAGUUUGAAACUUUGCAGGAUGUGUACACAUUCGCACACAACACCGUGCGUUUUGGAGAUGAGGAUGUUACAGAGCUCCAUCAGUCUGAUCACGCCAUCGUUUUCUGGCAAUCGUCCACGUACGUGCACGCCAGCACAUCCUUUGGUAUGGAGAUGCAAGUGCUGAUGUCCCCCGAGAUGCAGCUCUACAUCACAGCAUCUGAAGAUAGCACAGCCACUGUAUUAGGUCUCUGUGGAAACAGUAACAAUGAUACCAAAGACGACUUUACAUCUAGCAGCGGGAUAAUCGAGAACUCUGCACAAAUGGUUGCACAUUCUUGGAGUGUGGGUCACUGCGGGCAAGUCAUCGACCGCUGCAUCAACAUAGACUAUGAAUUAUUUGCUGAUGAGAAAUGUGCCGUGUUGAACGACCAAAGUGGCAUAUUUGCCAAGUGCCAUGGUCACGUAGCACCUGAUAGGUACCACAAGGCUUGCAUCCAGAGAACAUGUAACUGUGCCACCACAGUGACCAGCUUACAAGAGUGUUUGUGCGUCGCUUUGGCCAGCUACGCCAAAGCAUGCGCAGAUCUGGGCACGGCAGUCGGCGACUGGAGGCGCACGACCGACUGCAUACAGACGUGUGAAAAGAACCAGGAAUUCUCCUACGACACGCGGGCUUGCAAUCGCACAUGCAGCUCCCUGUCGGGCCCGGACCCCCGCUGCGGGCUGGGUGACGGCCCCGUGGACGGCUGUGGCUGUCCCGAAGGCACGCACCUCAAUGAAGGGCGCAGCUGCGCGCCCAAGGCGGCGUGUACGUGUCGCUACGCAGACGCUACUACGUCACCUGGGCCCGUUGUAAUUGAUGGAAGACAAUGCGCUUGUGAGGAUGGAGCACUGACUUGUUCGAAGGAUUGUGGCUGCAGCAAUGGGAAAAUAUGUGUUCACUGCUCAGAGCAACAAGUUAAAACAGCUCAGAAAACAUGCGACAGCCUGAGUAAACCACUGAGUGGGAACUUGAGCUGUGUGAGCGGCUGUUACUGCCCACACAACCAGUAUGAAGAUCACACAGGAAAAUGUGUGUCACUGGACAACUGCACCUGCGUGUAUAGCGGCAGAGUGUUCAGUGUGGGGGACACGGUCAAAAGCAACUGUAAAACAUGCACCUGCUACAGGGGCCAGUGGCAAUGCAUUAGUGAGCCGUGUACCGAGAAGUGUCAACUAUUUGGCAAUGGACACAUUCAGACCUUUGACUCCAAAUGGUACCGCUUUGAUGGACACUGUCAAUACACUCUUGUCGAGGAUGGUUGUGGAACAGGAAAGGGUACUUUCUCUGUCAAAGUGGAGCGUGUACCUUGUUGCGAUGAGGCCCUCACCUGCUCUCGCAUAGUCACUCUGGAGCUAAAGGACCAAGUCACGUUAACGUUGAGCGACACGGGGGUGACCAGAUACCUCCAUAAGGCCUCGUCUCUGUCGGAGAGUUCACUCUACACCGCGCACACGGUGGGACUCUACGUGGUGAUCUCGGUGCCGAGCAGGAACAUGACUCUCAUCUGGGACAAACACACCCGCAUCGCUGUGGAGCUGUCUUCCACCUGGAGGAGUCGGGUAUGCGGCCUUUGCGGAAACCUCGAUUCCAACGAGAUGAAUGAUCUUCAAAUACAUGGCUCUGCAGUUAUGGCAAACCCCCUUGCCUUCGGUAACAGCUGGAAAACGGCCACGCCUCCGUGUUCGGAUGUGACCGCUGACGUGUUCCCGUGCGAACACAACUCCUACUGCUUGGCCUGGGCCCAGCGGCGCUGCAUGAUCCUGACCGGAGACGCCUUCAAAGACUGCCACCUCAAAGUAGACCCGCAGCCUUACUACCACAGCUGCGUGGAGGAGUCCUGCGCCUGUGAGUUUGAAGGGAAGUUCUUGGGCUUCUGCACGGCCGUGGCAGCCUACGCAGAGGCCUGCAGUGAUAAAGAUGUCUGCGUGAAAUGGAGAACGCCCGAUUUGUGUCCGGUCUACUGCGACUACUACAAUGAGCAGGACCAGUGCACCUGGCACUAUGAAGCCUGUGGACGAGUCCAAACCUGUGGCAAAAGUAGCCAUUCCUCGCUCAAGCUGGAAGGUUGCUAUCCCAGAUGUCCCGAAGACGUUCCAUAUUACGAUGAAAACAGAGGCAUAUGCACCCAAUUGAUAGACUGUACCUGCUAUUUUAAUAACACCAUUAUCCAACCAGGGAGAGUAAUGAUGAUUCAAGGAACUGAGUGCUCUUGUGUAAAUGGAACAAUCAGGUGUGAAGCGCCACCAACUACUACACAAACCCCGUCUUCAACUGAGCAUCCAUCGAGUACUACAACAUCCUCAACCACGACACAAGGGACCACAGCCUCGACUACUACAACACGGUCGACCACGGCGACACCGUCGACCACGGCGACACCGUCGACCACAACGACACAGUCGACCCCGACGACACAGUCGACCACGACAAUCAGUGUGCCGCCGACUACGUCGCAACCAACAACCUCCACAACGCCAGUGUGUGAGUGCGUAGACCUAAGACGCAAGACAAAGUGGAUUUGUGGCGAAAUGUGGACCGAAGAUUGCUUCCACAAGAAAUGCACUGAUGGCAAGAUAGAGAUGACUUCGGCGGUUUGUCCAGAGACUGAAAGGCCCUCCUGUCCCAGGGGGAAAGCUGUGAAGAUCUCUGAUGGAUGCUGUGAAACGUGGACGUGCGACUGUGUGUGCGACAUCUACGGCGACCCCCACUACAUCACCUUCAGUGGCGUUCCCUUUGAUUUCCUGGACGAGUGCACCUACAUCCUGAUGGAGGAGACGAGGCCGCGUCAUCACCUCACCGUCGCCAUUGACAACUUUGACUGUAACCUCCCCGGCUCCUGCGCCAAAGGCGUCAUCUUGCGCUAUAACAACAACACAGCAAGGCUUACUGUCAUACCAGGAGGGUCGGCGGUUCAGGCGACCUUGAAUACUGUGAGCAUAGAGCCGCCAUAUGAACAGCUUGGGUUCAUGUUUGAGACCACAGGCUAUGUGGUGUCAGUGUACCUUCCUCAGGUACGCUCCCACGUCUCUCUCACGCCAUACUACACAGUGGAGGUCACUUUGGCGAUGGAGCACUUCCUGAUGAACACUCAGGGGCAAUGCGGAGUAUGUGGCGGGGACUCGUGCAUACGCAGAGACGGGCAGAUGGAGGUGGACGACUGCUGUGAUGAGACAGCCUAUGAUUGGAUGUUUAAUGAUUCAACGAAGCCAACUUGCACCCCAAGAAAUGUCACCUGUGACCCAUUGCCUACGCUUCCUCCCAGCACUCCCUGCCCUGAGAGCUUGUUAUGUCAACUUCUGGACCAUUCAGUUUUUGACGGCUGCAGAGAGUUUGUCGAUGUACAACUUCUAAAGAAAAACUGUGAGUUCGAUUCAUGUUGGAAGAAAGAGUUUGCCUGUUCCUCUCUGGAACAAGCGGCCAGGCAAUGCCAAGACGCUACCGGCGUUUGUAUCCAAUGGAGAACGCUCACAAACGGAUCAUGCGAUAUACAUUGUACAGAAGGAUUAGUGCAGAAAGAAUGUCAUGGCAAACUGGACGACUUCUGUUAUGGAGGGACACCUCAUCCAGGGUCCCCUGUCAGGAACAACAGUGCAGGGUGCGUCUGUCCAGAGGGCCACAUUAGGGCAGGAAAUUACUCGGAGAUCUGCGUAAAAGACUGUUUAUUUUGUAGAGGAGCCCUGGGUGAGCCUAAGAUGCCGGGUGAAGAGUGGGAGUCCAACUGCUACCUGUGCACUUGUAACAAGCAAACUCUGAAAGAGGAGUGCCACCGCAGACCUGGGAGGAAAGCUCUUUGUGGCCCGGACUCUGUACUGGUGACCAAAUGUUGCGGCGACCAGAUUUGCGUUGAGAAGACGUGCAGUUAUAAUGGCACCACGCACAAGGUGGGAGAGCGGUGGAAAGACGCUGCUGAUCCAUGUGUUGCAUUAAGUUGCACGGCAGACGGCGUUCAAAAGGAGACACCAGUCUGUCCCAGUGAAAGCUGUCCUGAGGUGUACAAAACAUGGGAUGACCAACACUGCAGUUACACAUGCAAACAGGAAUGCGCUCCGAGGAUGUCCAGUAUAAACAUCAGCAUGGACAGCUGCGCCGCCACCCUGCAGGUUCCCAUGUGCCAGGGCCAAUGUGUGUCUCAGACCAGGGUGGUGCUGGAUAGCAUCCUGCAGGUGGAGCAGAUCUGGACCUACUGCCAGGAGCUGGAAUCGGAAUGGAGAUCAGUGACCCUGCAAUGUUUGGACCUGACGAGGAGACAUUUCACCUACAACCAUAUCACCAGUUGUAGCUGCACAAACUACACUUUUUAAAACAAAAACACACAAAAAAACAAUGUGACAUUUUUAACGUGGAUGAUUUAUCUUGUGUUGCAAUUAAAUAUGCAUCGUGUCAAAUAAAGCUUUUCCUCCGAAAUAA